AUGGCUCAAUCAACCCGUACACGACUUCUACGUGUUUCGAGACCCGAACAAGAAAUUCAUGUAAUAACAAAUCCAUCUGAUGUAACUAAUGCAUCUCUACAAGUUCCAGCUGGUAAAUCUCGUACUUCAAAAUCUCGCACUUCAAAAUCUCCAUCUCCAUCAUCUUCAUCGUCUCGAGGCUCUCGUAAACGUUUGACAGAACCUGAUUAUCAUGCACCACAAACAGCUACAGCUCUUCGUCAGAAAUCUCGUUGGUUAAUUGUACGUCGUAAUUUACAUCGUAUUCGUUUUAUGGGUUAUAAUGAACGUGGACGUGAUAAAUCCGUACCAGAUUUUUAUAUUGGUUUACAAAUGAAACGUGAAUUAAAACGUGCACAAGAAGAAAUAAAAAAUAUUGAUAGAGAAGAAAAUUUUUAUGCUGUUAAACAUUUUAAAUUAGCCGUUGAUGAGACUCGUAUUAAAGAUUAUGAUACAAGUCAUGUUAAACCAGGAGAUGCACUUAUUUAUGAUCGUCUUGGUGAAGAACCAUUAGCAUUACAAAAUUUACUUUAUUAUUUUAGUAAACAAGAUGUACCACAUGGAACAGUUUUUUGGGAUUUUUUAAAUGAAGUUAAUAGUGUAUUAAAUAUGCAAAGAAAACGUACUGUUCUUAUUCAAAGAUUAAGAAAACUAGCAUUAACAUUAUCAUUGAUUUUGUAUACUAUUAUUGGUUUAAUGCUUUUCCUAUUAAUUGUUAGUGUAAUUACAACAGCAACAAAAAUGAACGAUCCGGAAGUGCAAUGGUUAGAACCCAAUGUUGAUAAAUCCACAUCUAAACUCUUAUCAAUAUAA
Molecule: messenger RNA, 831 nt
Organism: Adineta steineri
Lineage: Eukaryota; Metazoa; Rotifera; Eurotatoria; Adinetida; Adinetidae
Source: the annotation of a GenBank genome assembly